Messenger RNA from Phasianus colchicus (ring-necked pheasant), 10709 nucleotides. It is a transcript of the gene PSPH, whose product is annotated as phosphoserine phosphatase. The record is from RefSeq and is a predicted model, not a curated record. Gene Ontology annotation, biological process: dephosphorylation; L-serine biosynthetic process. Gene Ontology annotation, cellular component: cytoplasm. Gene Ontology annotation, molecular function: L-phosphoserine phosphatase activity; magnesium ion binding. Lineage: Eukaryota; Metazoa; Chordata; Aves; Galliformes; Phasianidae.
UUCUCUCAGUUUGGAAGGGGUUGGCAUUUGGUGUAUUCAGUUCCAUAACACUUAACAUAUUUUUCUUGCAUAGACAAUGAACUGUAUCCCUUAGGCUGGGGCUGUGUGCUGCUCAGCAAGAUGUAGCAGUGCGGUGCCUGCUUUAUAGCAACAGCAUGAAUGAAUGAUGCAAUCGUGCAGGGGGGAAGCAUCAUCAUUUUGGCAGGAAAGGCAAGAGGAGAUUGGAGAGCUGGGAGAUAUCUAUCAACAUCCACCAGGUUCCCUCCAGCCCUUUUAAAAUGUGCUUCAAUAAAUUUGUUGUUAGGCAUUGCUGUACAGAUAUCAGCGUACAGCUGCUAACAAUCCAUCUCUUGACUUGCAUACAGGUUGCUGAUACUACCUUUAAAAUCUGAACAUGAAACCUGGAAGUUAGAAGCAGCCUCAGUGAAUUUAAGGACUAAAUUUUUCUAUUUUCAUAUCAAAAACUACAGAAACUCCCAAUUCUGGAUGGGUUGAACUUUUAAAGUACUCGCAGGAAUACAUAGCAACAAUUUGCUUAACUAUAGCUAAUGUGUUCCAAUUUAUAAUCUCUCUUCUUAAGCUUUCAGAACACACUGCUAAUACUGAGAAUUAAACCUCAACAUAACAAAGAUGUAUUACCAUUCUAAUCCCAUUUUGCAGAUGUAGGACUAGCAACAAGGACUAACAGCUUUGUUUAAACUACUACCAUGGAAGCUCUGCUGUGGAUAUUCUCAUGAACAGAAUCAUACCUGGGGUGGGAAAGGUCCUAAGAGAAAAAUCAAGAACAAACUUCUCUGACUCUCAUACUCUAAGCAGCAGUUUCCCAUCAAUGCAUCAGGAAUGGUUUUAUGUGGUUCCAUUUCUGUUAAUUUCAGUGCAUGUUCAAUGCAACAUUACUCUGCUUGAGAACGUAUCUCACAGUGACUUUGUUCUCAUCCAAAGUGAGACUGAAUUCACUGGUGCAGGAAAACAACUCUGGGCAAAGUAAAAACAAAAUUGGUCUUCUUGUGCACUCAUAGCUAAACUGCUCAUGCUCACACUGUUAAAUGUGAAAGUGAAUCAGAAUCACAAACAUUGUUUGCACACCCAGGAUAUUCCUGAAUGAUCUGUUUAAAAAGAUAUUUUAAGAAACAUUUUAUCAAGAUCUACUUAAGUCUUUUGUUUUCCCAUAGCAUAGGUGUGAAUAUAAUACAAAGUGGCAGUGUGACAGCAAUUCUGAAAGCUAACAGGUGGAGACACACUGGAUACGUUAAGAUCACAUCAAAUUCUCAUCAAAAUGCAGCUGCCACAGAACACAGAGUUCUGAGUGUCACUGCAGGUUCCUUUUCCACUACAGCUAGAGAUACUGCAGAUGUUCCAGCUUUUCACAGUGUGGCACAUGCCCUUCUUUGACCGGUCAGCAAACAGAAAAGAUUACAGUUGUUUUCCUUUAGCAUGUGUUCUUACAUAAUUGUUAGGCCUGCUUCUGUGACUCCACCCUCUCUGUUACGAAAGAGAUUGUAUUUCUUCUGGAAAUGCCAGUUUUUUUCCAAGUGUUCUAAUGCAGUCUGGAGGCACCGAGAUCUCAUGAAAAUGCCAUUUUCCCUUUUGACUUCUUUUUUGUCCAUUUGCAUCUCAACUUUCAUCCCACCUCUUUCCCUUUGUCUCUUUUCUUACACCUCCAGCUUUUUCUUUGUUCGCUGCUUUCUCUCUUUUCAAUUUUCUUCCUUUCAUCUUUUCCCCACUAUAUUUUAUUAUCAAACCUGUUGAAAUGUUUGCUGCAUGGAUACUUUUCCAGCAUGGAAAUAAUAGAAUAGAAAUAGAUUUCCUAUUUGAAAUACAAUGGUUGAGUGUGCAGAGAUUUUCUACCCAACUUUUUUUCACACAGAGAUAGAACUCAUAAUUAUUAGUUGUGGGAAUUUCUUUUUUCUUACCAUCUCAUAAAAGCAUUGAUGCAUCUAAGCAAUCAGAUGGUCUGUGUUUCAGAGUAACUGAAUCUCUCCCAUCCACAGCGGCCCGUAACAUUCUGGAAUUAAAAACUGUUAUUACUUCACUAAAUCCUUUAGAGAUUUGCCCAUGGAGAAGUUUUGCAGAACUUCAAUUCUCUUUCCUCACAUUUCCAGAUGACACCUACCUGUAGAUAAGAAUCACAGAAUAUCUUGAGUUGGAGACCAACAAGGACCAUCGAGUCCUGCUCCUGGCUUCAUAUAGGACCACUCAAAAAUCAGACCGCAUGACUGAAAGUAUUGUUCAGACUCUUUUUGAGCUCCAGUGGCUCAGUGCUGUGACCACAGCCCUGGAAGCCUGUUGCAAUGCCUGACCACCCUCUCAGUGAAGAACCUCUUCCUGAUAACCAACCUGAAUCCCCCCCUGUUGCUGCUUCAUUGGAUUAUUGAGCCCAACUCCUGAGUUCACACAGGGCAACAUAAGAGUUAAACCAUAUAGCUAGGUGUCCAAACACCUAAAGGCUUGAGGCCAAGCCAUGACCACUUCGCUGGCCACAUGAACUACUGUGUAUGUCCUUAUUUCCCUUGCAAAGUUACCUGGAGGUAAUUCUAGGCAGUUGCCUGGUCAAUGCCAUGGCAGGAUGGCCUAGUGAAAAUUCUGAAAACAAAGGAAGGAGCAGACCCUCCUCUACCUGUACCUCCCUUACUCCUGUGGCCUGUUGCUCAAUCACAACUAGCCUUGCCUUAUGCUCUCAUUUACAUUUAGGCCUGGGAAAAAAAUUUCACAAGUCACUGAAUUUGGCAUGUUAGUGUUUGGAGUGGCAUUUGCUAACCUCUACAGGUGAUGGUCAACCCUGGAGCUUUGCCGACCAAAGCAGAAUAACUUUAUUUUACUCCAAGCUAACAACCUUUAACUCCUAAUAUUUGUUUUUCUCACGAGCAAGACUCCCUGCAAUAGCUGAAACUUCCCCAAAUGUUCUCCUCUUUGAUCCAGUACGAAUUUCACCAUUUUACAGUUGAUCACAAAGUCUCCAACUUGUGUGAUGAUACAUUUGCCACAAAUGAGUCUGCAUCUUCUAGGGCUCAGUGCCUACCUUCAGUUGAACGUGGAAGGAUUUUGGCAAGUCAUACGCCAAGGGAGAUCAGGAACUAAUGCUCUGUUCUGCAUUUCAAAAACACAGUUCUUCCCUUACAAUAUGUCAUUUUUAGGCAUUAUAAACCAUAGCCUAAAACUCUUUUGGAAGAGUCAUUGUGUAGAACAAAAAGAAAACAGAGUUAAUUCCAGCCACAGUUUUGUGUAUGUAUCCACUGAAAUGAGGCUCACAGCAGUGUUUCCAUCCCUGUAAGGAAUAUUUAGAGGAGAAUUAAAUAUGAGAAAUGGGGUAGCAGGGAGAAGGAAAAGUUAAUGUCUCCUCCUUUCUCCUCCCAGUGUGUGCCUAACUAUAACAUUUUUAUCAGAUUAAAAUUGUGAAGACAUUUCCAAAAAUAUAUUUCAAGUUCUCACCAAGGAAUCGCAUAACAGUGCUGUCACCACACAGCCAUAUUGCAUCAUAAUAUGGUAAUGUUGCAGUGCAGCCUCAGGUUAACAUGAGGCAAUGUGACUGCUUUGCAUAAUAAGGAAUCAGUGUUGGAAUAACAUGACGCAAAUGUCACACAGCAGUGAUGCAACAAGUUUGUCCAGUAGAGCAAAUCCUGAAAAUUGGCACCAAACCCAUGGCUAAAUUCUUUAUAAUUUCCAGUAAGCUGGAAAAAAAAUAAAUACAUGACAUGCUAUUUAAAAAAUGUUAGUGCAUAAGUAGAUGCAAAUGGCUGCCAAGCCCUGCCCUGAAGUCAAAGCCCUCCUGCUCAGGAAGUUCAAAAUCUUCCACUGAAAGUACAGAACUGUGCUGUGGAGUCAAUGUCAAGCCAAGGCUAAUGCAAAGUAAACUUGGAAUUCAUGUUUCACGUGUCCACCUGCUGCCAGGUCUUAGCUCAGAACCAGUCUCCGUCCAAGGGAACACGUGUCACUAAAGAGAUUGCUUUCUCUUAUGUCAUGUUGAUGGCCCAUAAUAGUUUUUCCUAUAUGUAGAGUGCUAUAAAUGCAGCAAAUAAUUCUCUCGUGCAUGAAGCUUCUAAGGUUAGAUCAGUUUUACAAUGUCUGUGCAGGGAACAGCUCCAAUGCACCAAGAACAGAGACCUGUCAAACUAUGGGCUGAGUGAUAUCUGCUCUCCAAAUCUCACUCACACCUGCAAGACAAAGGAACAUUAAGAAAGAAACAGCAUCACCUUGGCAGUCUUGUGCAAAAGCCACAAAUGAGAGCCAUGUUCAGACCACAAAACUCAAGAAUAGCUAGAAGACCCUUUUAAGCAGUCCUGUUUCAUGGCUUUGCCUUUAAUCUGUCACAUGACUUGCUGUCUUUUGUUUCUUUCUUUUCCAUAUUUAACACUGGUAUCUACCUGGUAAACUGAGAUUAACUUACAAAUGUGGUUCUUAGCUCUACACAACAGGUUUCUCUCCUAAGGUUCAGUUGCUUAAUUGUGGACUUUUAUUUUACCUUUCAGUGAGGGACUGAGACAGCAGUUAGCUCGGUUUGAUCCCAAGUUUCUAAACAGUAGUUAAUGCAUUGGUCCUUGGUUAAGCAGUGUGUUCUAAUGUUGAUUUGUGCACCUAAGAAAUUAAUAAAAAUGAAACUUCUGGGAGCUAGCCCAGCAAUAACAGUGCAGAUUGAACAGCAGCUUUUAAUCUGAACACCCCGAAGCACUUGGACAACCACUUCUGCCCUAUGGCAGGAAAAAGACCAUCAUCUACAACCAGGCCUAGUGGGAAUAAAAGCAAAGGCUUUUAUUUGCUGCUUUGACUGUUAGCUAUUGAGCUGUGACCUCUCAGUAGGCACACAGAAACUUCAGGAAACAGCACUGAUGCUUACCAUUGAUGAUCCCUAGAUGACUCCUGUCUGAUGGUGAGCUACUUCAGUACUGUUCAGCUCCAAGGCUCUUCCACAGCAAGAUAUGUAGCAAUCAGUGAGUAUCUUUUGUGUGCAAAGGAUGAAGUUGGACAAAAAAGGAAAAAAAAAGUUUUGUGGAAACUUGUGCAUGUAAGAGCUCUCAUCAUGAAAACUCACACAAUAUAUAGGAGAAAAAUAAAUUAGGUUGAGCAAGAAUAAAUCAAUAUGACACGCUGUUAAAAUUAUUUCUCCUCUAACCCAGAAAAAAAGAAAGAAUCUGCCACCCAGGUCAAUUAUACAUGAAGUCUGCGUGUAAUCUAGGAGAUCAGAAGAGAGAAUCAAACUGAACUUCAACAAAAAUCUGGAAAUGGAAUAGAUAGAAAGUUGUGCCUAACUGUACAGAUUGGUAAAUAGUGAGGUCCACACAGCAAUCCCUUAUGAAAGCAUAAAGCACAAGAUUGGUAGGGUUAACUAAAAAUAUUCUGAAUAACACCUUGAGCUUCUCACCUGCAGAAGUGCCCAACACCUUCAAGUGAACAGAUGUAAAAAGGUAGAAAAUAAACUUUUGUCAGGUAUUGUUAUGGAAAAAGUGGUUGUGGGCUUUGGGAACUUCACUGAACCCCUUAAGGUAUCACCACAUUAUAUUAAUCAAGACAGAAAAGGAGUGGAAUCUUCAUGAUUUAUGGACUACCACUCACUGAUAUGUUUAAGGGGCAACUAAUGUGAUACAGCACAUGGGAUCUGAUGAGAAAUCAAUAUCCAUCCGAGUAGCUGAGGCAAGAAAAGAGAAUUUUGAGUCAUGCACAAUAGUUGGCAAUCUGAUGGUUCAGCAAAUGCCAAGUAUUACAGCCUUGAACCCAUAAUGAACAUCAAUGGGCUGAACCUGCUGAGAGCAAAUCAGCAGCUGUCCACAGCUCCACAGCCCACCUAUAACGUAAAUUGAACAUCAGCAGGCAGCAACAGCAGAGAGCAAAUCAGCAGCCGAGCCAGACCUCCACCACUGCUCGCACUUUGAUAAAAGCUGGCUAGGAGGCUGUGCUCGACCCUUCUCGCCACGACCAGAUCAGUCGCUCCAAUGGCUCAAGACGGAGUCCUGUACUGUGACUCACAGAAAGAAUGUAUCUUAUCUUCUUACAGUAAGAAGGUUCCUAAAAGGAUGGCGUCCCUUUUGGAGAUGAAAGAAAUCUUCCGCAACGCUGACGCAGUAUGCUUUGAUGUGGACAGUACAGUCAUCAGGGAAGAAGGCAUCGAUGAGCUUGCAAAGUUCUGCGGAGUUGGAGAUGCUGUUGCAGAGAUGACCCGCAGAGCUAUGGGUGGCACUGUGACAUUCAAAGCAGCUUUAACGGCACGACUAGGACUCAUACGGCCCUCCUAUGAACAAGUGCAAAAGUUAAUAUCUGACAAUCCACCUCAGCUAACACCAGGAAUACGGGAGCUGGUGAACAGGCUUCAUCAACGAGGGGUACAGGUCUUCCUGGUCUCUGGGGGGUUUCAGAGCAUCGUGGAGCACGUGGCCUUACAGCUGAACAUUCCAACAGCAAAUGUUUUUGCAAACAGGCUGAAGUUUUACUUUAAUGGAGAAUAUGCAGGAUUUGAUGAAACACAACCAACAGCUGAAUCAGGGGGGAAAGGAAAGGUUAUCACUCAUCUGAAAGAACAGUUCCACUUUAAGAAAGUAGUUAUGAUUGGAGAUGGAGCUACAGACAUGGAAGCCUGUCCUCCUGCUGACUGCUUCAUUGGAUUUGGAGGAAAUGUAAUCAGAAAGCAAGUAAAGGAGAAAGCCAAAUGGUACAUUACUCACUUUGAUGAACUGCUAAAGGAGCUGGAAGAACGAUAAAUUAUACAGUAAAAUAAUAUAUUUAACAGCUGUAAGACAACUAUAAAAUGCAAUUAAACAUAUAUUUGUUUGCAAAGUUGUGUUCUGGAUUUUCUAAUGAUUCUGAGUGUUGGGUACUUUUCUUACAUGAAAUGCCUGUUGCAAAUGGCACCAUGCUAAUCAAAUAACUUGCAAUGAAAAUAUAAAGAUCUUUUGAAAACAUCUUCUCCAAAGUGGAAAAAGGUCAGUUGAUUAUUCACUCAGAAGUGAAGACCCAAGGUAAGUAUCAAUAAGUUAAUAACACUUUAAUGGACUGGCCCCUGGUUAAUAUUGUGUACCUAUUGCUGCAAAACCACUGAAGCAAAUACCUCUAUCUAGUUGGGGUAGCAAAAGAAAAAUGAGGUGGCCACCAAAAGAAAUUUGUUUAAUCAACAAUAAUAUAAUCUAGGAGGUAAAUAGUUUCCAUUCCAAAGAAUCUCCAAACUAGAUUAAACAGUGAACAUUCAGUAAUGUUUCCUACCUAUAUAACUCUGAUUUCAUUAAAAUAUGGUUUACAGGAGAACCUGAGGUGUAGUCUCUUACCCAACAUCAUUGUUACUCAACUUCUAGAGUCUAAAAGACAUGAGAUGCAUGCAAAUCCAAGGCAUAUGCAAUAUUCAUCAGUAUCCCAGAAGCAUAUUUUAAGGCAAUUGAUGCUUCACCUACCUCAUUAAAACACUUACAAGCAAACUCUCAAAUUGUAGUUUUGUCGGAUGGUAACACUGUUUACUUAAGUGUUUUAUUUAUUUAACAAUCUCUUCUCUGUCAACCUAUAACUGGAUGGAAGCUGACUCACCUAUCUUUACAAAAUGCCUACUGAUUAAGAAAACAGUGGGAAACUUACCUGGUCUCUUUUUUUGCCUCAAGUGUGGAUCAACCACCUUCAAACUGUUUGUGCCAGAAGUCUAACCUGUUCUAAACAAGUAUUUAACUGAGGUUUCAGCUAAUGAAUCCUUGUUUCUUAAGAGUCUGUCUUCUAUUGCUACAGUUCUGAUCUAAGCGAGACCUUAUGCAGAACUCACUUGAUAAAUUGUGCUUUUUUUGUCAGCAAAUCCCUGAUAUCUCUUGUGUGUCUUUUUAACUAGCACUGCUGACACAUGAUAGUACUUUUAUUUCCCCAACUUAUAAGAAUCUCAUCUGAGAUAAUGUAAAAAGCUUUACUAAUGGCAAAAUGAAAGAUAUGUCUUCCACUUCCAUCCACAUAAUAACAUCACAGGAGAAAGAUGGGCUGAUAUGACAUAACUUGUCCUGGGGACAGAACCCUCUAUGCAGGCUCAUAUACCCUGUGUGCUUACAAAUAAACCUGAAACUGAAGAUCACUCUGAAUGCUGUCACUCUUAGGUUCACCUCUUCCAACCCACCAAACAUUUUAUAGACUGGUAGAUUAAAAAGUGACGUGCUUACCUUCCAGAGCCUCACACUGUCUCCACAAGAUAACCACUACUGGUUUGCACAACUUGCACAAACUUUUCUUAAUUUAAUAUGAUUAAAUCAAGGUGAAGUGAUCCUGUCCAAUUAUGUAAGCACCACCAGCAAUUAAAACAAAUACUUGUUUUGCCCAUUUUACUACAUCAUUAGGAAAGACAGAUGGGGAAAGGGGAGAAACGGAGUCAUGGAUAGUGAUGAAUGACAGCUCUCAGUAAUGCCAUCUCAAGCUUUGGGCAAAAAGCAGAGGCAGUAAGUAACAAACACUAUUUCAACACUAGGAAAGCAGAAUGAUAAAAAAAAAAAAAAAAAAAAAAACCAAAAACCAAACAGAAACAAAUAGAUACAGUUAUACUGCAUAUUUGUAUUUAGUUUAAACAUCUCCACAAAAGACAAGACAGCCAAUAACUGGGAGGCUGCUCACCAGAACUCUUCUGGAAGUAUUAAACAUCAUCUCUUUUGAAUUCUUCCUGAGAAGAAUCUCAGCCAGCUCCAGGGGCAGCCCAUGUACAAUCAUGCUUUUGUUUAGGCAAGAGUGCAUGGGUAGAACAAGUGUAAACUCCUGCUCUUAUUCAGCUCAUUUCUAUACAAUUCUACAGUUACGAAGCAAAGAAGUGUUUCUGUUUGUUGCAGUUUUCUAUUGAAUUAAAAACACCUAGCUACUUGGCUAUAGUUACAGGCCCUGAUCCUACAAACGUUAUGACAUGCUUCAAGUGUAUGUAAUUCCACUAACGCCACAGUCAGCAGACGGCGGUACAUGAGGCUUUGUGCCACAGAGAUGUUAACAUUCACAACAGUACCUCCUGCCAGUGUGACUGCUAUGGAAACACAGCAUUAUGCCAAUGAUUUCACAAGAGCCCUUUAGGUCUGACUGUUUAGAAAAAAGUAACACCCCCUCCAGUGGGCCAGCAGCAGGCCCUACCUCCUAGAGCAGGAGGAGUGGAAAGAUUGGUUAGUUUAGUGAGCAGCUUUUGUUUGUAAAAUACUGGAAAACUAAAACAAAACUAAGAGAGAAUAAAGCAGCAUGAGGCUACUUUCAAUAUUACAACCAAGCUACUGGUUUAUUUGACCAUAACCCAUCAUAGAGAGCUGGAGAGUAGUAUAGGUUAUGAGGCAGAUAACCAUUUUGUCUUCAAGUGUGUCUCCUGACUAAGAGCUAUGGGGAAGUAUAUUGCUUCAGAUAAAACGUUUUAUUUCUAUGUGAUUAUUCACAAGACAGAGUUGCUUUUAGUUAUACCUUCAAUUUCCAUGAGGGGACUUUUUAAGAACAAUUUGUCAUCUUUCUAGGAAGACUACAGGACCACUAAAACUUCAGUUUGUAUCUUCAUUACAGUGCUAUAACUGGAUCAGAAAUUAGCAAUUACCAGAAACUCUCACAGGCAUUACUCCCUGCUUUCCAAUCACUGGAAAGUGACUUCAGUUCUGAAUUCUACUCUCUAAGAAACGUCGAUAUUCUGUGAGCCAAAGGAAGAAAGCAAAGGGGGCCAUGACAGUAAGAGGAAAAAAUCACAAUAAUGUUCAUAACAGGAGAAAGCCAACUUCAAAAAAGACUCAGGCAACAGUAAGUAAGGAAAGACUGUCAUUAUUAUUUAGCAUGUUCAGGUUUGUGAGUUUAUCUCACAUAGUUAUCCGUAACUAAAGUAGCAGGAAGUCAUGCCUCUCCAGUGAUGGACAGAGCAUGAGUUUGUAGCACAGGACAGCAUGUACAUUCAUAAUGUGUUGCAAUACUACCCAGAAUUCUGAUCUUAGAUAACACAAAGACUCAGGAGGAUAUGAAGAACAUUCCGUUAUUCCUCACAUAUUUGAUUCACGCAAAAUUUAAUGGGCCUUAAAAUAACAAGAGUUAUGCCCAGCUAUAUUUAAUUCCUAGUGUUCCUGGCUGAAGGUGAGAAAUGUGGAUUGCAAAAGAAUCCACAAAAUCCUUUAACUCCAAAAAUGUAUAAAUGUAAAAAAUAAAUCCUUCCUCUGUCACCAAGAUGGUUGGUUAUGAGGGUUGGAUUACCUGGUGAACCCUCUAGGAAUAAGAAAAAAGAGAGGAUACUGGGAGAAAUAACAAGGACCGCAAACUGAUGGUUUUUUGUUUGUUUGUUUGUUUGUUUGCUUGCUUUUUGUAGCUAAAAGUAGCUUCAGAAGUCUGGAAAAAUCCCAAAUGAUAGCACUGAUCUCCUAACUCAGCUGAAGUGAUGUAUGUGGCACAUUAACCAUGCCAAGCUGAGAACUUUAAUACAGUAGAGAAGUUUUACUCAGUAAAAUCCCAUAAUCAGCUGACAACAUAACACAGAAAGCAAAUAUAAAACCAAACAUGAAUCAGAUCAAAUGUUGAUUCUAUCCAAGAAGAAGGUAAGAGUGUCGUGUGUUUUACGUGAGAAAAAGGAAGAAAUUAGAACUGAAAAAGUAAGCAUAACUUAUGGAGAAAAUGAAAAGGAGAAAUAUUUUGUAUUUAUCACCAUAGCACUUAAAACAUUUAAGAAAAGGGCAUAUAAUGGCAAUAUUGUAAAUUAAUUGUGGAGAAAGAGAGCUGAAUACCGAGAAAUGCUGUCCCUGACACAGGGAAGUGAUACUGGAAGUGACUGACUCACU